GUCCCCAGGGGUUUGAAUGUUAGGAGGGAAGACCUGGAACGUUGCUGUUGGGAACCAGUAGGGAAGGGGCACACGCCACCACCACCACCUCUUCCUGGCAUGCCGUUUAAUUUGUAACUUCCUAGUACUGGAGCUCUGCUCCCUUGAGGUGUUUUUCCCCCCAUUCUUUGCAGUGGUGCCAAGGUCAAGGGCUGGUGGCAGCUUGAGCCUGGGACGCUGGUGCUUGGACGUUGCUGGAGCGAGUUCCUGUCCUGCCAUGGAGCAGCUGGAAGUGCCCGGGCUGACCUCAGGGACAGGGCAGAGUCCCUUGUUGCUGGAGCACCUGCCAGCCCUGAUGAAAGGGCAGUGUGGGGCUGUACUAUCCUCCCCACGGAAGCAGAGGGGACCAUCUAGGAGCAGGAGGAAGAUCAGCCACGCACGAGUGAAGGGGAAAGGCCAGCUGAAACUGUCCAUCGAGGUGCAGGGCAGGACCUUGGUGCUGCAUGUCAUGGAAGCAAAAGGUUUGAUAGGAAAGGAGUAUCAGACCUGCGACUCCUAUGUGAAGAUGUCGAUUGUGCCCGAUGCUGACUGGAAAUGCAGGCAGAAGACCAAGACUGUGCCAGACAGCAAAAACCCUGUCUUCCACGAGCACUUUCUCUUCCCAGUGCAAGAGGAGGAUGAGCAGAAACGUCUCCUGGUCACAGUCUGGAACCGAGAGAGGAAUUUCAGGCAGAGCCAGAUGAUCGGCUGCAUGAGCUUUGGUGUGAAGUCCCUCCUGACCCUCAACAAGGAGAUCAGUGGCUGGUACUAUCUCCUUGGGGAGGACCUGGGCAGGACCAAGCACCUGAAGGUGGCCACGAGGCGGCUGAAGCAGAGCAGAGAGCUGAUGCUGGGCAGUCAGGGAGCAGUGCAGCAAAGCCAGGAUGCUGCCACCAUGAAGGAGCUGGAGAUCACCAUCCCUCGAGGAAGCGACGGGUUUGGCUUCACCAUCUGCUGCGACUCCCCGGUCCGUGUGCAGGCAGUGGACUCUGGUGGCCCAGCAGAAAAGGCUGGUCUGCAGCAGCUCGACACAGUGCUGCAGCUGAACGAGCAGCCUGUGGAGCACUGGAAAUGUGUGGAUCUGGCACACGAAAUCCGCAACUGCCCCACCGAGAUCAUCCUGCUGGUCUGGAGGCUGGUCCCGCAGGUGAAGCCAGGACAGGAAGGGAUGAUCCGCAGGUCCUCCUGCAAAUCUGCCUACGACCUGCAGUCCCCGCCCAACAAGCGGGAGAAGAACAGCCCCGCGGCGCGGCCCGAGCAGCGCCGGAGCUGCCACGUCCUGUGCGACGGCAGCGACGGGCUGGUGCUGGGCGGCUGGGAGAGGUACACGGAGCUGGGCAAGCGGGGCCAGCACACCAUGCCUGCCCUGUCCCGCGUCCCCUCCUCUGCGGACCAGAACUACAUCCUCUUGGCGCCUGUGAACCCCGGGAGCCAGCUGCUGAGGCCUGUCUAUCAAGAGGACAACACUACUGUGGGAGAUGGGUGUAAAGGGAAAUCACACACAGGGUCUGGGAGAAAAUCCAGGCUGAUGAAGACAGUGCAGACUAUGAAGAACUAUGGGAACUACCAGAACUGCACCAUUGUGAGGCCACACAUCCCGCACUCCAGCUACGGCACGUACGUGACGCUGGCUCCCAAGGUGCUGGUCUUCCCUGUCUUUGUGCAGCCCCUAGAUCUUUGCAACCCAGCCCGGACUCUGCUUCUGUCAGAGGAGCUGUUUCUCCACGAGAGCAGAAACAGGACUCUACAGGUGACCCUCUUUGUCUACUCUGACCUGCUGCUCUUCACCAAGGAGGACGAGCCUGGGCGCUGCAACGUGCUGAGGAACCCUCUCUACCUGCAGAGUGUCAAGCUCCAGGAGGGGUCAGAAGAUCGGAAGUUCUGCCUCCUCUACCUGGCAGAGAAGUCGGAGUGCUUAUUAAGUUUGGAGGCUUACUCCCAGGAGCAGAAGAAGAGGAUCUGCUGGUGUCUGGCUGAGAACAUCACCAAGCAGCAACAUCCGGCGUCGGCUCCGACGGAGAACAAGAUGCUGGAGACGGACGCUGAGAAGCCAGGGCAGAUGCACUCAGAGGAUGGGAAGGCACCAGCGAGUGCUGCUCCUCUGGCUGCAGAGGCACCAGCUCUGGCCGAGCCCUGGGAGGCUCUGGGAGCCACCCAGGGUCCUCUCCUGCUGGAAAAGCAGCCAGUAGCCACCAUGAAGGGAGAGGAGCAGCCCAACUCCCUGCCAGCCUUUGUCAUCCCGGAGCUGCGGCUCGACAGCACCUUCAGCCAGAGCGCGGCAGGCCCGGCCGGCAGCCCCACCGAUGGCGAGGAGGAGGAGGAGGAGGAGGAGGAGGAAGAUGAAGAGGAAGAUGAGGAGGACGAGGAGGAGGACAGCGACGAGCACUACUUGGAGAGGAACGAGGCCAAGCGCAGCAGCAUGAUCGAGACGUCAGGCUGCCAGCCCGUCCUCACGCUGAGCGUGCAGAGCUCCCUGCGGCGCCGCACGCACAGCGAGGGCAGCCUGCUGCAGGAGGCCAAGAGCCACUGCUUCACCUCCGACACCACCCUCAACUGCUCCGACAGCCAGGGCACCAAGGGCCACUGGGCCCUGCCCUCCCCCAGGACCCUCAAGAAGGAGCUUGUCAAAAACGGUGGCUCCAUCCACCAGCUCACCCUGCUGUUCUCUGGCCACAGGAAGCUGAGCGGAGCCGAUGGCGAGUGCAGCUGUGACGAAGGGGACGAGACCUCCCUCAAGAAGCGGAGCAGGAGCCUAGCUAAGGACAUGAAGAACCGGCUGGGGAUUUUUCGGCGGCGAAAUGAGUCCCCCGGGGUCAACCCCUCCAGCAAGCUGGACAAAGUCCUCAAAUCGCUCAAGCCCACUCCUGAGGAAGCUCUCAAGUGGGGGGACUCCCUGGAGAAGCUGCUGCUGCACAAAUAUGGACUCGCUGCCUUCAGGGCCUUCCUGCGCACUGAGUUCAGCGAGGAGAACCUGGAGUUCUGGCUGGCCUGUGAGGAGUUCAAGAAGAUCAAAUCCCAGUCCAAGAUGGUCUCCAAAGCCAAGAAGAUCUUUGCUGAGUACAUUGCUAUCCAGUCCUGCAAGGAGGUCAACCUGGACUCCUACACGCGGGAACACACCAAGGAGAACCUGCAGAACAUCACCCGCGGCUGCUUCGACCUGGCGCAGAAGAGGAUUUAUGGGCUCAUGGAGAAGGACUCCUACCCCCGCUUCCUGCGCUCUGACUUGUACUUGGACAUAAUCAACCAGAAGAAGGCCAGCUCCCCGCUGUAGACCCAAGGGCUCUCUCGGGGCAGGCUGGGAACUGUGUGUUUACAUGAAACGGGGCGGCAGAGGGGCCGGGGGGAGCACGCCUUCCUGCUGCCCUCCGUGCCCCCGAGCCAGGUUCUUGCAGCCGAAGGGUGUGGGGCAGCUGGUGGCACCGAGCACGAGGCUGAGGGGACCAACAAGCCAAGCAGUCUGGUACUGCUCCAUCGCCCCGUCUCGCCAUCGCUGGUACGACGCCUCCGGGGUGGCUCUGGCGUGGGUUUGAGCCAGGAGGGAAGCCCCCACGAGACUACUGUGAAGCAUGAGCUGUGAGUGGUGCUGGGAAGGCAACGAGUGAUCCCGACCCGGCCAGGAGGACUUUUGUGCAGGGCUCCUGCAAGGGGACAACAUCAACAUCUUCCCUGGAAUAAAAGACUUGGGAACUGGACCAGCCCCACGAUGCUGCUGUGCUGCCCCGUGCCGGCGAUGCCUCCCAGCUCCCCCCAGCAGCUUUCCCGCGGGAUCCCGGCUCUUCCUUCGCUCGUGGCGAGCGCCGGGUCCCUCCCCAGAGGCCUGCAAAGCCUCCUGCUCCCACCCCUGGUUUAUUUAUUGACCUCCUGUAGCUGGACGCCUUGCCAUGUAAUAGGAAAUCCUCGUGUCCUUUCCCGAAAUUACAAGUGCAAUAUUUUGCGUGUCGCGGCAGAGCUCUGACCGAGUGGAUGCCUUUUAUUUUUUUUUUCUUGCCGAGUGUGUUUGACAUUUUCUAAGUUAGCAGGUUUUAUCUGAUGAAAACCCAUCCCCCGGCAGCGGGGCCGCUGGGGGAGCCGGGGGGUGUGUCAUGCCCUGACGACGGAGAGUUUGGUGAUGGAGAAGAGCAGCUCCGUGAAUCAGACGCUCUCCUUACUCUGGAGAACCAUGGUGUGUUUUGAGAGGUGGGGGUUGUUGCUGACCCUGGCUGAGCUGGAUGGACGCGCUGCCUCCAGCUGACGGUGCCAAGCAUCUCUGCAGCUAGCAAAAAUACAUUGUCAUGGUCGUAGGUAAAUAAAAGGAGAAUAUCAUUCCUUGUA
This is a messenger RNA of Apus apus (common swift), 4329 nucleotides long. RefSeq names its product regulator of G protein signaling 3 (gene RGS3). Bases 257 to 3289 code for a protein of 1010 amino acids. The transcript is spliced from 24 exons. Gene Ontology annotation, biological process: signal transduction. Lineage: Eukaryota; Metazoa; Chordata; Aves; Apodiformes; Apodidae. Gene Ontology annotation, molecular function: protein binding. Gene Ontology annotation, cellular component: nucleus; plasma membrane. The record is from RefSeq and is a predicted model, not a curated record.